CGGCACCGACUCCAUAUUGCUCUUCUGUUUAUGCGUUGCUCAGGAAAGGAGCUCACGACAAGGAAAGAUUUGUCACCGUUUCUGGAGUAUUUUCCACAGUUUGGCGCGAUGCCCCUAAGCAGAAGAGAGCAUGUUGUAAUCCAAACUUGCAGUAACGUAAGGGUCUAACAGUCAAGAUGUAGACCCAAAGCAUUGAACUCAGCAUUCUACGCUACAGGACAUUCUCAUGCCGUGGCAAAUGGCGGAAACAAUGGCGAGACGGCCUCUGAAAGAUGCCGGCCUGUCCCACACGCAGCGCGACAUCGGGGAGGACCGUUACACAGCCCUACGCAGGCCACGCAAGAUUCGCUUCUUCUCUAAUGGCGAUCGUUUCUUCAAGGGGAAGAAAGUGUACAUUACACCAAAUCGUUAUGUUACAUUUCAAGAUUUACUCGAUGAUUUGACGAAGAAAUUGCCAACACUCACAUCGCUGCCUUAUGGAGUGCGGCAGAUCUUCACACCAGGGGGCGGUAAAAAGAUUCGAGACAUCGAGGACUUAAAGGAUGGCGAGUCCUAUGUCUGUGGAGGAUUUGAGACUUUUAAACCAAUGAAAUAUGGGAAAGAAGACCUGAAGACAUGGCAUUCAGGUCGUACUCAAGCCAAAGAACAGAACAUAUACUCCCACUUUGGCUAUGACAACCCUGGGGUAUAUUCACACGGAGCCUUCCAGCCUAACCGCUUGCGGCAGACAUACCCCAGGGGACGGGUGGGCCCACCUCCCGUCGGGUAUGGUGCUCAGGGGGGGUAUGCCCGGCCCAGUUAUCUGCUUCAGUCCCAUGACAAUGUGCCCAUGAAACCCAAAGUCAUCACUGUGGUAAGAUACGGACCACCGGGACCCAGAACUACUGUCAGGAUUCUCCUCAACCGCCGCAGUGUCCAGUCUUAUGAACAGUUAAUGGGGGACAUUGCCGAAUCUUUCGGAUCAAGGUGGCGGGGACAGCGCAUAGUCAAGUUGUAUUCUUUGCGGGGAAAGGAGGUGAAUGGUGUUUCGGAUUUUUUUCGGGAUGAUGAUGUGUUCAUAGCGACGAGUCAAGAGAUGAUACCGCUCUCAGACGCGCAGGAUAUAAUUGAGGAGUAUUAUAAUGACAGACAAUCUGUACAGGAUCUUCUGGCAGGAUGGCAGAGGCAUCAUAAGAAAAAGAAACAUCGAAAUGUGAUUACAAAGUAUACAUAUAAUAAUAAUGAGGAAGACUUGAAGCGAGACAGUGGAAUAGGAGAUAGUGACGAAAGUUAUAGGGAUGACGUUGACAAUCAAAAAGUGGAUGCUUCUUACACUGAUAAAGUGAAGAAGAAGUCACACAAUCGCCAUGAAAAAGAUAAUCAAAAUAGACAGAAAGAACUUCAAUUUAAAGUACAGGAGGAAAAGGCUAAGGCAGCUCAAGAUGAACAAGAACGUGCCAGGAAAAGACUUCAAAAACGCAUUCAGGAUGAGCGUAAAAUUGCUGAGGAGGAGAGAAGGAAACAAAAUCAGGUAUUGUCUAAAAAGAAAGAGGAUCCAUUCAAAAAGAUGGAUGCUGAGCGAAGAGAAGCUCAGCGGUUAGAGCGCGAGCGAAAGAAAGCUCAGUUGAAAGAACCAGAGAUUCAGGAUGAUGAAGAGGAUGAUCCAAAAUGGCGGAGGUUAGAGUGGAGCCAGGAAGAAGAAAUGGAACGUCAUCAGCGGUCGCGUAAAGACAAGAAGACAGAAAGGGCUAGCAGGCAGAGUAAAAUUUCACCCCCUGCUGGAGACAAACCUGUCAGUGUUAGCCCCGGGAGAGAAAAACUAACUCCAAAAGUUGAUGACAGUUCUAAGAAAACUUACGUCAGCCCUAGUCGGGCCACCCUGACUCCUCGAGUUGACAAUGACACUAAGCAGGAUGUCAGCCCCUCUCGCAGUAAUGUGGAAUCAAAAGUAGACCAAAAUGAGAGUACUAGACAAAGUAGGCAAAGUGUUCCACUCUCAACCUCAAAUAAAACAAAGGAGGACGAGAGAAAUGUCAGGGAACCGAUUAGUGAUGAUAGAACUAGUAGAGAGAUAAAUGAGAGUAGAGAACAAGCAAA
This is a messenger RNA of Lingula anatina, 2076 nucleotides long. RefSeq lists its product as uncharacterized. The record is from RefSeq and is a predicted model, not a curated record. Gene Ontology annotation, biological process: intracellular signal transduction; protein phosphorylation. Gene Ontology annotation, molecular function: ATP binding; protein kinase activity. Lineage: Eukaryota; Metazoa; Brachiopoda; Lingulata; Lingulida; Lingulidae.